UAUGGUAUAUGGUAUGGUUAGGCGAUUUUCCAUCAUCAGUCGUGCGAACGAUGUCGAAGUGAACUGACUUGUUUAUGCUUCGAGGCGUCAAAGUUACCAUUUUUCCGAACAAAAAUAUUCAUUCACACAGUGAAUUUAUUACGAUUAGCGAAAUUUUUCGUUUCAUUCACAUUUGAUUCGUGACACGGAAAUCAAGAUUUCAAACUUAUUUAGAAUUCGGUGGCGAAUUUAGAAAGGAAGUAAAAUUAGUUAUUGUGGAAAAAAGGAGAAAGAACCGCAUUUCAGUCACCGGCUUAAAACGACUAUUCUACGUUUUUUUGUUUGUUUGAAAUUGUAUGUUUUGCCCAAUCGAAAUCGGGCGAUCAAAGCUAAGGGAGUAGUGUGUUUUUUUUAAAUGCGAACAUAUUAUGCGCUGACCGCAUGAAGUGCGACAACCAUUUAUUACGGAAUAAUAAAAUGCGUACGCGAAUAAAUUUACUGUUUCAUUUGUUUGCUUUGUGCUUGUGCUGAAAAAAUUGUUUGUCGACUGUGCACUUUUGCUAAAUGAUUAUCCAUUUAUUUAACACGCAAACCGACACAAAAAUCGAGGUAACGACAGAGUGAAUGAGACAAAGUGACACAAGCGAAAGGGAGACAGAGACAAAGCCGAAAAACUGCAGUCAGUCGCCAGUGAAAAUCAAAUAUGAAUAAUUUGUUGUUGAAAAUUUAUUAACUAAAAAUGGUGGUUGACGGUCUUUGUAACAUAUACAUUGUGUGACACGCGCGUCCGACAAGCAGGAAAAAGUGAUUAACUCAAACGAAUAAAAGCAAUGUAACUUUUGCAAAUAAGUAAAGUAAAUAGCGAAAAGAGAGAGAGAGAGAUACACAAAAACACAAAAACAAAAGUGCUAAAAUAUUCAUUGUGUGCAGCAAAAACUUUUGGGCAGAGUCCAUUAGUGAUGAAUUAUAUGCGAUUCGAAAGAUAUUCGUGAAAAACUUUCAAAGUGGUAAAUUGUUCUCAACCAGAAAAUCGAUUUGCCGAGUCGUUAAAUCAUUUGGCGUGCCAGUGCUUAAAGUGUUUUUCUACAAAAUCACACCGAGAGAAGAGAGAUCCAAGCGAUCAAAAAUUGUGUACUUUGCUCGUAUAAAAUCAUGUUAAGUGUUCGUGUGGCUUAAAAUUUUAGUUAAUUUUUGUUGCAUAUUUUCUUUAUGGUGUUUGCCAUAUUUUGUUUAAUUUUUGUUCUGAAAAUGAAAGAUGACAACAAAAAAAGAUAGAGAAUCAGCUAAGAACAAAGCAUCUGCAACAGAUCAAAAUUCAAAUUCAACGACAAACAAUUCAAGCUCCGUAAAUACUGUGACACCUCCGUCACCAUCAUCAUCGGCUACAUCGCCAGCCGGAAAUACUUUAGAAACAAGCACAAACUCAACAACAAAACGUACAAAUAAACCGCUUAUGGAAAAACGACGACGUGCUCGUAUAAACCAGAGUUUGGCCAUUUUAAAGGCGCUGAUUUUGGAAUCGACAAAAGCGAAUAAUAGCAAAACGGGCGAUGUACAUCAACCCAAGCAUACAAAGCUUGAAAAAGCAGAUAUUUUGGAGUUAACGGUUCGUCAUUUUCAAAAGCAUCGCCACAUUGACAAUGAGGCGACCGACAAAUAUAAAGCAGGUUAUGCUGAUUGUGCCAGAGAGGUAGCUCGGUAUUUGUCGACGCCAGAACCACCUCCAUUACCGUCUGUUCCAUCAUUAGCUGAUAAUGGAUGCAAGACCCGUCUUUUACGUCAUUUAGAUCAGUGUAUUGCUGAAAUAGAAACCGAAAUAUGCCCACGUGUAGAUCCAGCCACCGUAGCAAAUACAACAACAGCAAAAAGUACCAUUUCAGAUAAGCCCGGAUUUGAAGACGUUUCAAUGGAUGGUAAUCAAAAUUCAAACCCUUUGGACUAUAGCCAAAGUGGCGUAGUAUACAAGGAUGUUAACGGCAAUGGUGCAGCUCCAUCAAAUAUUAAAUCCAAUGAAUUUGUUGAUCAGAAUGGCAUUAAAUCACCAUCAGCUGCUUUAGGCCAGCUUUCUCAAGUGUUAGCUCAUGCAUCGCCUGUGACAUCAAACGGUGAAUAUUUGUCGGAUCAAGAAUCGAAACCAUCCGAAUUUGGUUCGGAAAAAUCCAUUUCUUCGGUUAAAUCAACAGUUGGUCUUAUCACACCGAAAAUCGAACCAAUUGCCUAUUACCCCGGUUCAGUGUCUGCUACCGCACAACAAAUCAAACCGGCUGAUAUGACUCAGCUGCUUGAAUACGGUGAAAUAAAAUUGAUUGAUGCUAGUUCGGCACCAUUUCGUGUGCCGCCCCAAUAUCAAUUGGUAUCAUCCUCGUCUGCUCUCGAAACAAUUGAUAGCACAAGAUUGAAUAGUAGCUCCCCAUUAAAGCCUUCGCCAAUAAAAACCGAGCCGACAACACUGAUCAAACCACAAUCAACCCCAACUGAUUUUGAGAAUUUAAUCGAAAUGAAUGCACGCAAACAAAAUCUUGAUUCAACGGCUGAAAUUGCGGCCGCAACUGCAACGGCAAAUAAAAUGAUUAAAUUCGAACCAAAGACAAUUGCAAAUACAGCGGUUGUAUCGUCAUCGCCGGGAAAUAUGGUAAUUUCAUCGACAUCGGCGUCACCUUUUUCCAGUCUCAAAGCACAAAAUGGUGCAUUAAAAGUGAAACCUGGCAACGGUGUUGUGGCUGGUGCUGUUCAACAAAUGGAUGUUGAUGAAACAUCAAUAAUUAGCCCAAAUCUAAAUCAUCUACCGUCACCAAAAUUUGCACUCGGCAUGGAUAAUAAGCUAAUCAACAAAGUGAAAAUUGUUGUGGACAAUAUGAACGGCGGUGGAAAUAUCGGAAAUUUGGCGGGCAAACAUCGACUUGAUUUAGAUGCAAGCGGUUACCAUUUAAUGCCACAUCCGCAUGCAUCAUUAAUGGCAGCCGCUGCUGCACAGCAGGCCGCAUUUCCCGGCUAUAAUUUUCACAGCAGCUUCCAUUUAUAUGAGUAUAGUCAAAACAAUCAAAAUUUUCUGAAUCAACAUCGCGUCGAUGCGGAACAUCAUAAUGCAAUUGACGACAGCAUGUGGCGACCAUGGUAGAAUGGAAAAUAUCGACGCAAAAAUAGAGUGAUGAUUGAAAAACCAAAUGAAUGAACGAAUAAAUAAAAAAAAAA
Contarinia nasturtii (swede midge) is the source of this 3171-nucleotide messenger RNA. RefSeq lists its product as uncharacterized. The record is from RefSeq and is a predicted model, not a curated record. Lineage: Eukaryota; Metazoa; Arthropoda; Insecta; Diptera; Cecidomyiidae. Gene Ontology annotation, molecular function: DNA-binding transcription factor activity, RNA polymerase II-specific; RNA polymerase II cis-regulatory region sequence-specific DNA binding; protein dimerization activity. The transcript is spliced from 6 exons. Gene Ontology annotation, cellular component: nucleus. The coding region runs from base 1235 to 3097 and encodes 620 amino acids. Gene Ontology annotation, biological process: regulation of transcription by RNA polymerase II; anterior/posterior pattern specification; regulation of neurogenesis.